UUUACCUCACUGUCAUUAAGGUUAAUUUCAUUUACAAUUUUGACGUAGUAUUACUUUUCUAAAUUAGUCGAAUUGAAAUGAAAAUAGCUAUCAUGAACGAAACAGGUGCACAAACGGUGGAAGAAGAAGACAAAAAACACAUUAAGGAAGACUAUUGUUCAGAAAAAGACAUAUGGACAAACUUUACACAGACAACUGGAUUCCAUGGAUUGAAUAAGAUAACCUUUGAGCGACAAAACCCGAGACAGUUGAUACGAAGUAUUUGUUGGAUAAUAGUUUGGCUCAUAUGCGCUGUAUUCCUGAUUUACACAGUUAUUGUAGAACUGAAUAAUUACUACAGCUACCCAACAAUUUCAAAUACCUACAUUCAACUUGAAGAAAACUUAUCUUUCCCGGCAGUCACCAUUUGUAAUAUGAGUCCGCGUUCAAGUGAAAGAAUAAAAAAGGAUGUCAAAACUAAUAACCUUUAUAUGACUACAAGUGCUUUGUAUAUGUUUAGUCACCAAAUCAACUGGAGCGACCCAUUCUAUAAAGAGGAAGGAUAUUUUGAAGCAACAACAAAAGAAGACCUUUUUAAUCACUCUAAAAAUAUAUGGGAAUCAGUUUACCUUUCAGUAUUUGACAAUGUACAACUAAAAGAUGCAUUUUCACCCGUGUACACCGACAUGGGAUUAUGUUUGAGAUUUAACUCGGAUGGUUCACAAUACACAGCCAUGUAUGGAGCUAUAUUUAAUCUACAAAUGCACGUUAAUAUUAUGACAUAUUUUGACUAUUUCAGUCAUUCCCUUUCAUCAGGAGUAAAAGUAGCUGUCCAUGACCAUCGAGUAGAACCAAUCAUGACAAAUGAAGGCCUUGUUAUUAAACCUGCUUCAGAAGCUUUUAUAGAAAUACGAAGGAAAGAUUACAAGUUUUUACCUGCCCCAUUUACGGCUUUUGGAAACAAGACCUGCGUGAACAAACCGGAUUACAGCUCCUCUAGAUGUUAUCAGGCAUGUUGGAAUGAAAUAAUUCAGCAUAAAUGUGGCUGCACUGAUUUUUUGUCAAAAGGAAAUGGUCCAUAUUGUUCUUACCACGAUUACCAGACAUGCUCAAAUCCUACAUUCUGGCAACUACUGCUUACAUACCAUAAGGAAACAUGCGAUUGUCCCCAAGUAUGCCAGUAUACAACAUAUGACUAUUCAUUCUCGACUGGAACAUAUCCAUCCGAAUUCUUUGUAUCACAAAUUUCUGCAAUCACUGGUUAUCCCGAAUGGUUCAUCAGGACAAAUUUUGCACUGAUCCGGAUUUAUUUCAAAGAUUUGUCAAUCACAAUCAAUGAACAGGUGGCGAAAUAUGAAAAUGCUGGAGACAUAUUUGCAAACUUAGGAGGACAACUAGGACUGUUUCUUGGAGCCAGUAUUUUGACCGUCACCGAACUUUUAGAAUUGAUCAUAUUUCUUAUUUGGUCUUUCAUACAUCGGGUUAAGAACAGAGGAAGAGAUGAACAAAGCAAAACAAAUUGA
Molecule: messenger RNA, 1502 nt
Organism: Mytilus trossulus (common blue mussel)
Lineage: Eukaryota; Metazoa; Mollusca; Bivalvia; Mytilida; Mytilidae
Product: acid-sensing ion channel 1A-like
Exons: 8
Coding region: 78-1502 (474 amino acids)
Biological process (GO): sodium ion transmembrane transport
Cellular component (GO): plasma membrane
Molecular function (GO): ligand-gated sodium channel activity
Source: RefSeq, a predicted model, not a curated record